Molecule: messenger RNA, 787 nt
Organism: Harmonia axyridis
Lineage: Eukaryota; Metazoa; Arthropoda; Insecta; Coleoptera; Coccinellidae
Product: RWD domain-containing protein 4
Exons: 4
Coding region: 137-715 (192 amino acids)
Molecular function (GO): protein binding
Source: RefSeq, a predicted model, not a curated record
CUUCUAAGUUAGUGAAAAUAAAGGUUAAUUUUUCGCUUUCUGUGAAAAUUUUGAUUUUCAAUUUCUAAUAAUUCUUUCUACUUUGUUCAAAAUGCACUUUUUAUUCUGAUUUUAUAACUGGAUUUAACUUGUUGAAAUGUCAAAUUCAGAACUCCAAGAUGAAGAGAGGGAAGUACUUCAAUCCAUUUACGACGGUGAUACACAAUUCAAAGAAGUCUCGCCAAAAAUUUUUCAUUACAAGUAUGGCGAAAAUGAAAGUAUAAAAUCAUUUUUACUUGAGAUAGAAUGGACUGAGAACUACCCCGAAGAACUACCUAAAAUAAAUUUAGACACAUUUUAUAACAAACACGUAGUUCCUUGUGUAAAAGAAAAAAUAAGAGAAUUGGUGAUUGAACAGGGCACACAAUUUCUGGGCAUGUCAAUGACAUAUUCUCUAUUUGAAGCUGUGAAAGAAAAAUUUGAAGAGUUAAUUGUUGUGCAGCCUGAUAAAAUCGAUCCUUCUUCAAUUGAAAGACUUACUAUUUCUGAUGAUGUUGAAAUUGCUCAGGAUUCUAAGAAAGCCCCAAAAAAGGAACAAUUAACUAAAGCACAGAAACGAAGACAAUGGAAUAGGCUUGAUAAUAAAGGUGAAAAACCUAGAGGUUGGAAUUGGGUGGAUAUUGUGAAACAUUUAUCCCAAACUGGCUCUAAAGAUGACAAACCUCCAGCGUCAUAAUUUUUUUAGAUGAAUAAAUUAUUUUGUAAAAAAUUGAAUAUUUAUUAAAAUAAUACAAUUUUCAAGAUAUGA